Messenger RNA from Aegilops tauschii subsp. strangulata, 1156 nucleotides. RefSeq lists its product as uncharacterized. Lineage: Eukaryota; Viridiplantae; Streptophyta; Magnoliopsida; Poales; Poaceae. The record is from RefSeq and is a predicted model, not a curated record.
GUUCGUUCCACAAAGCAGCUGCAAGGAAUCGUUCGUUCGUGCGAAACUACCUGAUCGAAGCUUUGCUAUCAGAGGAACCAUGGCCAUGGAGAGGUUCAUCACAGCGCUCGUCUUCUGCGAGGCGCCCCUCGAUGUCUACAACACAUCGGUGCUCACCGCCGGCAAGAUCAACAGCAUGUCCGUCUCUGGAGGCAGUGCGACGAAGCCAGCGGCGGUGGCUAGCAUGGCGGACGCUGAGAAGGAGCAAGGGUUCUUCUCUGGCAAGUCGACGGCGCAACAGCGUGCUGGGUUCGAGCUCGCGUUCGAUGGGCUCAAUUGCUUCGACACGGUCGUCAUGCACUGAGCAUCCUGUCCGUUUCUUGAUUUUGAUCUGUAUAGCACUUUGAUAAAUCGACCCAGUCUGAUCUGAGCUUAUGAUUAUUUGUUCAUUCGAUCGUACGUACUAUUUUACAUGUGAAAGGAAAUUUAAUUGGAUAUAUUUCUGUUUUCUGUUUUACGCCGAGAAACACAGAUCAUUUAGUUAGUCAGUACUUAUUUUGACUCGUGUUCUGUAUCUAUUUGAAAAGUAUGUAUAUAUGGAAAAUAACAAGAUCUUGGUGAGCAGACGACAGAACUACAGUCUCAGAUGCUACAAUUCUGCACACAAGCCAGGGUUUGUUGAUUUGUGGGCAGUUAAAAAACCACUCCUAUUUUGCAUGCAUGCCUAAUCCUUCAAGGAGCUCCUUUAUAUGCAAACUCUCAGUCCUCUGCCCCAUUGGUUAACACAGGCAGUGUAGUCUAUCAUCCACCGACGAAGUGCGCUCAGUAGUCAAUCAACGGCCAUUGGGACUGCCUGGGAGCUUCCUCUAUGUUUUGAGAAAAAAAUAUCCUAUACGACUGGGUCUUAUGGUUUUGAUCCGGAGAGCCACUCAGCUGAUUGACGCAUGGAAGCGCCAAUCUCGGCACAAAAUCAAAAUAAUGAAGUAUUUCUAAGAAAGAAUGAACUAGUUGCUUUGGUAUUACCCUUUAAAAAAAAGAAAAUGAAAUAUAAACUAAACAAAAUCACACACCCGGUCAGUCCACCACGUAGGACGUGGCUCGGCCGGACCACAUUUUCUCUUUCUUUAUUCAUUUCUUUUCGUUCUCUCUCUUCAUCUCCACCAAUCUCUACCGGACA